This is a messenger RNA of Diorhabda carinulata, 13439 nucleotides long. RefSeq lists its product as uncharacterized. The record is from RefSeq and is a predicted model, not a curated record. Gene Ontology annotation, molecular function: histone H3K36 methyltransferase activity; DNA binding; protein binding. Lineage: Eukaryota; Metazoa; Arthropoda; Insecta; Coleoptera; Chrysomelidae. The transcript is spliced from 14 exons. Gene Ontology annotation, biological process: regulation of DNA-templated transcription. Gene Ontology annotation, cellular component: chromatin; nucleus. The coding region runs from base 157 to 13164 and encodes 4335 amino acids.
AUUAUAGUUUGACCUGUUUGUUUAAAAAAGAGGGAAAUGCUGUUAUCAGUCUAAUUAUUGUUGAUUAAAUAAUUAAAUUUAUAAAAUACGACCCACUUCGUGGAUAAUGAUCCAUCAUGAUUUUAAUUAGCAAUAUAACUCUUUAGAAGUAUAGUCAUGGAAAAUAGGAUGGAUUCCGUUAAAACUUCUCUAAUAUCUACCAGCGUAGACAAGCUUUUUUAUACAAAAUAUAAGAGAAGUAAUCGACUUCAAAAUUCGGAAACCACCGAAUGUGAUUUAAAAGAUUCUUCAAUGAAGUCUUCAAUUACUGCUUCAGAAAAUAACAAAACUAGUGAACAAAGUACAAGUGAAAUAGUAAACGAAAUAAAUCUACUGGAUGAAACUAGCUUAAAACACACCAAAGGCAAAUAUCUGAAGAAUUAUACAAAUUUAGAAUAUUCUGAAAAUGAUUGUGAAGGAAUUGAAGAUGUUUCAAAAGUAUUUAAACUAUUAACGAAACCAACUUUCCAUUCAAAUGUUAAAAAUACAUAUAGAUCUUCUUUGAAGACAUAUACAAAUCCGAGAAAGUGUUUGGAAAAAAAUGAAGUAAUUGAAAGCUUCGGUUUACCCGAUACUCCCAUCAUUCCCGAAAAGCCAUUAGCUGGUGAUUGUUUAGAUGCAGAAGUAUUAGAUGCCAAGGAAAUAACUAUACAAGAAUUAGAAUUCGUUGAGGCACCAUGGUGUAUAAUUGAAUUUGAAGAAAACUUUAUAAAUCCGCAAGAAAUUAGAAUUAAACCUGAUCCCAAUACUACUAUUGAUGAUAAGUUAUCAAAUAUUCAAUCUACAAUCGUUGAUGAACAUGCUAAAAGGAAUAAAAAAAUAUUGAGCCCCCCAAAUAAAUCUGAAUUGAUCAUAGAAAAUGAUAGAUUAACACAAGAAGGACUAGAAGUAGAAAUAUGUAAAGUGAAUAUGCCUCGGAAAGGAAAAUUGAAAGAUAUUAAUUACAACGAAAAAAGCACAAUUAGACCUAACGUUAAUUAUCCUAUAGAAGACAGUGAAAAGGAUAAUAGUGAAAGUAGGACACUUAGAUCAUCAAACGUCAUAGAAGAAGCUUCUAUGUUAGAAAAUAAUACACUAAGUGAAAAAAUUGAUGAUUCCUGUAGUACAAGAAAGCUCAGAUCUUCUACAAUCAACAGUACUAUAAAAUAUGAUAGCGAUGAAGACAUAGAAAGUGGAAAAACAAAAAUAAACUUUAAAUCUAUGGAAAGAGAACAAGUUUUAUCAUCUAGUGAUUCAGAGACAAGCGAAUACAGCGAAAAUAAAAAUAAAUCGAACAAAACCUAUAACAGAUUUAAACAUUCAUUAAAUUCAACUACUACAGAUGUAUUUACACCAGAUUCAAGUGAAUCAGGGAGAAGAAAUAAAUUUACAAAUGGCAAAGAAAGAUAUAAUCUUAGAUCAAAGGAACAGGAACCAUUUUCAUCAAAUAAAAACACUACUAGGACUUUGAGGUCAAAAUCAUGUUCUGAAAUUUUAUUCAAUGAUAAAAUUGAACCUGUUAAAGAAAAACAAUUAAAAGUGAUUUUACAUCCUUUAGAAACAACGAAGGAUCACCAUCUUGUUGAUAAUAGGAAAGAAUUGAAUAAUUCAUGUGGUUUAUUAUUGGAAAUUGUAGGUAUAAUACCUGUUUCGGAUGAAUCGAGACCUUCCUCAAAAUUAUUACAAAGCAAACCUUUUUUUAAUUUAUUUAAAAAUACUUUACCGAAAACGUUGUUAGUUGGAGGGGAAACGAGGAAAACUAGUAGAAAAUUUGAUUGGAAAUCGAAGUACAUGAAUAAAUCAAAUAAUAAAGAUAAAAAUGAAAGUUUACAACAAUCAGAAGUGAAGAUAACAAAUAAAUUGAAAUCCGAAUGUAAAAUCGAUUCUAUUAAGAAAAUAGGGGAAGUAGAAGGAAGGAAAUGCAAAAUAUUUGCUAAUGAAAAAUUAUCUGAAUGUUUAAAGCCUCGUUCUUACAAGAAAAAAGCAUUUUGUGUUGAUACUAGUUUGAAAUCAAGUAAUAAGACUGUAGAAACCGAAGUUGAUGGUAUUUCUAUUGAAAAAACCGUCAAAAAUGAAUCACCUACAGACAAAUUGAGAAAUAGAACAAGAAAAAUCAUAGAAAUUAUAUCAGAAGAUAUUACAAAUCUACAAGAAAGUAGAUUCAAAAGAAAAUCUGCAGAAAACGCAUCAAGUUGUGAAUUUUUAUUACCAAACCAUAAGAAUAAAGAAAAUAAUGAAAUAAUUGAAGCGACAAGCCUAAAGUACCAGAACGAUGAUUUACUAGAGGGAAAUGAUUCAAAUUCUUGUAAAUCUGACUGUACAUCUUUGAAUAAUGAUCAAACAACUUUGAUAAUUGAGGAAAAUGAAGAAAUAGUUGAAACAUUUUAUUGUAAUUCAACAAAGACAUCAGAAUAUUGUAAAGGAGAUGAAAAAUGUGUAAACAGUGCUUCUAGGAAGAUCUCUGAAGAAGGAAGUACAGUGUUGGAAAUAUUGUCUAUAAGUGAAAAUAUUACAAAUACAUUAGAAACACCAAAAGCUUGUAGUACUCCUAAUGUAGUGGUUAAAAAAGGUAAAGGGAGGAAUAUGAAAUCACCAAUAGUGAAACUUAAUGAAGAUGUAAUAAAUUUCGAUGUCCAUUUGUCUACAAAUAACACAGAUGUGUCAAAAGUGGAUAAUACUUGUAAACUGAACAAUAAUAUUGGAAAUAAUGAAGAAACUAUACUCAUAAAAGAUUUAUCAAAAGAAAAAAUUAGAAAAAAAUCUGUUGGAAAUAAUGAAGAAAAUCUGUUAGAAAACAUUCAAAAAUCUUCAAAUAUAUUUUUGAACAAUGAAUUUACAAAAUUACCAAAUGAAAAUAUUUUUUUAGAUUCAAAAUUUGUUAAUACUGACUCAAUAACACUAGCAACAUGUUUAAACAAUGUUAAAAUAACUGAUACCAUUGAGAAAAAUGAAUCUGAAGAUGCAGAAACAAAUAUCAAAACUAUUUUAAUGAAAAAUGUAAAAUCUCAAGCUAUUUCAACCAAACAAUCUAUAAAUGUUUCAAUAAGUACAUCACAACGUCCAGAAUCAAACAAAAGUGGAGAAAAUUGUGUGGAUAGUCCUAAAACCCAUAAAAAAGACUCUGAAGAUAGAAGUUUGGUGGUAGAAAUGUUGUGUACUAGUGGAAAUAUUAAAAUAGAAUCUCCAAUCGAUUGUGGCAGUCCAAAUGUAGUUAAAAGAGGUAGAGGUAGGUCUAGGAAGUCAUCAAUAGUGAAACUUUUUGAAGAUGUUGGAAAUAAUGAAGAAGACCUUAGAGAAAAUGUUCAAAAAUCGUCGAAUAUAUUUUUGAAUAAUGAAUCUGCAAAAUUGCCAAAUGAAAAUGUUGUUUUAUAUUCAAAAACUGUUAAUAGGGACUUAACACAAUUAGCAACAUGCUUAAAUAACGAUAGGAAAGUCUCAGAAGAUAGAAAUUUAGUGUUACAAACAUUAUCUACUAGUGGAAAUAUCAAAAUAGAAUCAACAAUAGAUUGUGGCAGUCCUAAUAUAGUUAAAAGAGGUAGAGGUCGACCCAGAAAGUCACCAAUAAAUUGUACCAGUCCUAAUGUAGUUAAACGAGGUAGAGGUCGACCUAGGAAGUUAUCAAUAGUGACAGUAGAUGAAGAUGUUGGAAAUAAUGAGAAAAACCUUAUAAAAAACAUUAAAAAAUCUACAAAUAUAUUUUUGAUAAAUGAAACUGCAAAACUGGCAAACAAAAAUGAAGAAAAUUAUGUUGAUAGUCACAAAUCCUUGAUAAAUAUCUCCGAAGGUGGAAAUUUAGUAUUAGAAACGUUGUCUACUAGUGGAAAUAUCAAAAUAGAAUCACCAAUCGAUUGUGGCAGUCCUAAUGUAGUUAAAAGAGGUAGAGGUCGACCUAGGAAAUCAUCAAUAGUGACAAUAGAUGAAGAUGAUAGAAAUAAUGAAGAAAAUCUUUCGGCAAACAUUCAAAAAUCCACAAUUAUAUUUUUGAAAAAUGAAUCAGCAAAACUGCCAAACAAAAGUGAAGAAAAUCAUGUUGAUAGUCAUAAAUCCUCUAUAAAAGACUCUGCCGAUGGAAAUUUAGUAUUAGAAACGUUGUCUGCUAGUGGAAAUAUCAAAAUAGAAUCACCAAUAGAUUGUGGUAAUCCUAAUGUAGUUAAAAAAGGUAGAGGUCGACCUAAGAAGAUAUCAAUAAUUAAACUAGAUGAAGAUGUUGGCUAUAAUGAAGAAAACAUUACAGAAAGUGUUCAAAAAUCUUCAAAUAUAUUUUUGAAUAAUGAAUCUGCAAAAUUGACAGACAAAAGUGGAGAAAAAUGUGUCAAUAGCCCCCAAACUUCAAUAAAAGUCUCUGAGGAUGAAAAUUUGGUGAUAGAAACGUUGUCUACUAGUGGAAAUAUCAAAAUAGAAUCACCAAUCGAUUGUGGCAGUCCUAAUGUAGUUAAAAGAGGUAGAGGUCGACCUAGGAAGAUAUCAAUAAUUAAACUAGAUGAAGAUGUUGGCUAUAAUGAAGAAAACGUUACAGAAAGCGUUCAAAAAUCUUCAAAUAUAUUUUUGGAUAAUGAAUAUGAGAAAUCGCCAAACAAAAGUGGAGAAAAAUGUCUUGAUAUUCGCAAAACUUCCAUAAAAGAUUCUGAAGAUAGAAAUCUAGUGAUAGAAACGUUGUCUACUAGUGCAAAUAUCAAAAUGAAAUCACCAAUAGAUUGUAGUAGUCCUAAUAUUGUUAAAAGAGGUAGAGGUCGACCUAGGAAGUCAUCAAUAGUGACAAUAGAUGAAGACGUUGGAAAUAAUGAAGAAAACUUUGAAAAAUUCUCAAAUAUGUUUCUGGACAAUGAUUCUGCGAAAUUGUCAAACAAAAAUGGAGAAAAAUAUGUUGAUAGUCUCAAAACUUCUAUAAAAGACUCUGAAGAUAGAAAUUCAGUGAUAGGAACGUUGUCUACUAGUGAAAAUAUCAAAAUAGAAUCACCAAUAGAUUGUGGUAGUCCUAAAGUGGUUAAUAGAGGUAGAGGUCGACCUAGAAAAUUAUCAAUAGUUGAACUAGAUGAUGAUGUUGGAAAUAAUGAAGAAAACAUUACAGAAAGUGUUCAAAAAUCUUCAAAUAUAUUUUUGAAUAAUGAAUCUGCAAAAUUGACAGACAAAAGUGGAGAAAAAUGUGUCAAUAGCCCCCAAACUUCCAUAAAAGUCUCUGAGGAUGAAAAUUUUGUGAUAGAAACGUUGUCUACUAGUGGAAAUAUCAAAAUAGAAUCACCAAUCGAUUGUGGCAGUCCUAAUGUAGUUAAAAGAGGUAGAGGUCGACCUAGGAAGAUAUCAAUAAUUAAACUAGAUGAAGAUGUUGGCUAUAAUGAAGAAAACGUUACAGAAAGCGUUCAAAAAUCUUCAAAUAUAUUUUUGGAUAAUGAAUAUGAGAAAUCGCCAAACAAAAGUGGAGAAAAAUGUCUUGAUAUUCGCAAAACUUCCAUAAAAGAUUCUGAGGAUAGAAAUCUAGUGAUAGAAACGUUGUCUACUAGUGCAAAUAUCAAAAUGAAAUCACCAAUAGAUUGUAGUAGUCCUAAUAUUGUUAAAAGAGGUAGAGGUCGACCUAGGAAGUCAUCAAUAGUGACAAUAGAUGAAGACGUUGGAAAUAAUGAAGAAAACUUUGAAAAAUUCUCAAAUAUGUUUCUGGACAAUGAUUCUGCGAAAUUGUCAAACAAAAAUGGAGAAAAAUAUGUUGAUAGUCUCAAAACUUCUAUAAAAGACUCUGAAGAUAAAAAUUCAGUGAUAGGAACUUUGUCUACUAGUGAAAAUAUCAAAAUAGAAUCACCAAUAGAUUGUGGUAGUCCUAAUGUGGUUAAUAGAGGUAGAGGUCGACCUAGAAAAUUAUCAAUAGCUGAACUAGAUGAUGAUGUUGGAAAUAAUGAAGAAAACCUUUCAGAAAACUUUCUAAAAUCUUCAAAUAUAUUUUUGAAUAAUGAAUCUUCAGAAUUGACAAACAAAAGUGAAGAAAAAUGUGUUGAUAGGUCCAAAUCCUCUAUAAAAGUCUCUGAGGAUGGAAAUUUAGUGUUAAUAACAUUGUCUACCAGUGGAAAUAUCAAAAUGAAAUCACCUAUAGAUUGUAGCAGUCCUAAUGUUAUUAAAAGAGGUAGAGGUCGACCUAGGAAGUCAUCAAUAGUGACAAUAGAUGAAGAUGUUGCAAAUAAUGAAGAGAAUAUUACAGAAAACUUAGAAAAAUCCUCAAAUAUAAUUUUGAAUAAUGAAUCUGAAAAAUUGACAGACAAAAGUGAGGAAAAAUGUCUUAAUUGUACCAAAACUUCCUUACAAGUCUCUGAAGAUGGAAAUUUAGUGAUAGAAACAUUGUCUACUAGCGAAAAUAUCAAAAUAGGAUCAUCAAUAGAUUGUAGCAGUCCUAAUGUAGUUAAAAAAGGUAGAGGUCGACCUAGGAAGUCAUCAAUAGUGACAAUAGAUGAAGAUGAUAGAAAUAAUGAAGGAAACCUCACAGAAAACGUUCAACAACCCUCAAAUAUAAUUAUGAAUAAUGAAUCUGAAAAAUUGACAGACCAAAGUGGAGAAAAAUGUGUCGAUAGCCCCCAAACUUGCAUGAAAGUCUCUGAGGAUGAAAAUUUGGUGAUAGAAACGUUGUCAACUAGUGGAAAUAUCAAAAUAGAAUCACCAAUAGAUUGUGGUAAUCCUAAUGUAGUUAAAAAAGGUAGAGGUCGACCUAGGAAGUUACCAAUAGUGGAACUAGAAGAGGUUGUUGUAAAUAAUGAAGGAAACCUUACAGAAAACGUUGAAAAUUCCUCAAAUAUAAUUUUGAAUAAUGAAUCUGAAAAAUUGACAGACGAAAGUAAAGAAAAAUGUGUUGAUUGUACCAGAACUUCCAUACAACUCUCUGAAGAUGGAAAUUUGGUGACCGAAAUAUUGUCUACUAGUAGAAAUAUCAAAAUAGAAUCACCAAUAGAUUGUGGUAAUCCUAAUGUAGUUAAAAAAGGUAGAGGUCGACCUAGGAAGUUACCAAUAGUGGAACUAGAAGAAGUUGUUGUAAAUAAUGAAGGGAACCUUACAGAAAACGUUCAACAACCCUCAAAUAUAAUUAUGAAUAAUGAAUCUGAAAAAUUGACAGACAAAAGUGGAGACAAAUGUGUUGAUAGCCCCCAAACUUCCAUAAAAGUCUCUGAGGAUGAAAAUUUGGUUAUAGAAACGUUGUCAACUAGUGGAAAUAUCAAAAUAGAAUCACCAAUAGAUUGUGGUAAUCCUAAUGUAGUUAAAAAAGGUAGAGGUCGACCUAGGAAGUUACCAACAGUGGAACUAGAAAAGGUUGUUGUAAAUAAUGAAGGAAACCUCACAGAAAACGUUCAACAACCCUCAAAUAUAAUUAUGAAUAAUGAAUCUGAAAAAUUGACAGACAAAAGUGGAGAAAAAUGUGUCGAUAGCCCCCAAACUUGCAUGAAAGUCUCUGAGGAUGAAAAUUUGGUGAUAGAAACGUUGUCUACUAGUGGAAAUAUCAAAAUAGAAUCACCAAUAGAUUGUGGUAAUCCUAAUGUAGUUAAAAAAGGUAGAGGUCGACCUAGGAAGUUACCAACAGUGGAACUAGAAGAGGUUGUUGUAAAUAAUGAAGGAAACCUCACAGAAAACGUUCAACAACCCUCAAAUAUAAUUAUGAAUAAUGAAUCUGAAAAAUUGACAUACAAAAGUGGAGAAAAAUGUGUUGAUAGCCCCCAAACUUGCAUAAAAUUCUCUGAGGAUGAAAAUUUGGUGAUAGAAACAUUGUCUACUAGUGGAAAUAUCAAAAUAGAAUCACCAAUCGAUUGUGGCAGUCCUAAUGUAGUUAAAAGAGGUAGAGGUCGACCUAGGAAAACACCAAUACUGAAAUUAGAUGACGAUUACUCAAAAUUUGAUAGAAAUAUUCAUAUUUUUAAUGAAAAUUUUUUUCAUGGACAUUCUGAAUUACAUAAAAAAAAUGUAACCAGUGCGUUGUCUACCAUGGACAUACCAAGAAAAGAAAAGAGUUCUGAGGAAUCUAAGGAUACGUUAGAAAGUGGAGAAAUAACAGAUUUACAAAAUGAGGAAAUUGAUAAAAAUAAUAUUGAAAAAAUAACAGCUCAAAUUAACGAUUCUGACAAAGAUAUCGAUGAAAAUGAUUUAAAUAUUGAUAUAUUGUGUGUAAAAAAUAAUCUAAUCGAAAAAAAAGAUAUAAUUAAUAAUAGUGAUAUAACAAAGAAAUUAGAAAGCACUAGUAGUGAUAAUAAUUCAUUAGUGCCACUAAAAAAUGAAUCGACACAAAAAGAUAUCACUGAAAGUUAUAGAAAACAUGAAGAAGAUAAAACUAAAAGUACUGGUGUUGAUAAAACUGAAUAUACUGAAAAUAAAUAUAAUAUAACUGAAGAUACCGGGGUUAUUGAAAAGUUUAUACCAGAAACUACUAAAGAUAAUGAUAAAAUUACUAAUGAUAAUACUACAAAUAAAUAUAUAGAGAUUGAUAAAGAUUGCAUGACUACAGAUAGCAAAAAUAAUAUAAAAAAUGAUGAAACCGACCUUGAUAACAGUGCAUUAAAGAAAGAUGAAGAUUCCAUCGUCAUAAAAAAUAAAAAAGUUGAUCAAAUGGAGCUUGACAAAAAUACUGCAGCUGAUAUAGAUGAACCAACUAUAAUUGAAGAUGAUUUUGAUGACGAGAAAAAAUUUACAAUAACAGAUGAUAGUCAAACUAAUAAAAAAGAUGAAAUAUUGAAUAUUGUAGCAAGUAGUGAUAGUACAGAAACAGUUUUUGAUAACAAACGUUCUAAUAGUGAUAAAACAUUUUUGAAAAUUACUAAUACAGAAAUUGACAUUCACAUAGAUUUACUAUCUUCACCGAAAUCUGAAAAUAAUGAAGAAAACUUGUAUAAUGAAGAAGAUACAUCAAAAACUGACAAUUUGUGUACAGAAACAAUUGAAAAAAAAGUAGAAACUAAAAGUAAUAUUAGCUUAGGACCAACGAGUGGUACCAUUACUUAUAGUGAAAGUGAUAAAACUAGUUUGGAUAAAAAAAUUGGGAUUAUUAGUGAUAUCAAAGGGAUAUCUAACGACCCAAAUUUUAAAUGUCCUUUGGAAGCACCAAUAAUAGUAAAAAAUGAAUAUGAAGACAAAAUAAUCAGUAAUAAAAGCAUCGAUUUAACAAAACUUCUGUUGGAUGAUAAAAUAAGUGAAACUAAAGACGUUUUAACCGAUCUGCAUGAAAUUCAGUAUCAAAUCGACUCAGAAGAACAUUCCGGAAAGGAAAAUAUCUCUACUAGAACCAGGAGUAAGACAAAUCUCGGUGAGAGGAUCGAUGGAGAUGUAGAUGAUUUUAUUCCACAGGAUAUAGUGAGGAGUAAUAGCAGUUUGGGUAUAAACCGCGAUGAAUGUAGCGACCUAUUCUUGAAGGAAACAAAAAAUUUAGAUCAAGAAAUUGUGAGAAAUUGUUUUAUUGAAAAUACCGGAGCAGUUGUGGAUGAGAAUGGUAUUGAAAUAUUGGAUACAGUAGAAGAAGAAGUUAGUGGAAGUAAAAUUAUGAAAACAUUGGAUGAAAAUAUCGGAAGAAAGGAGAGUAUUGAGUGUAUUGAAGAAUUUAAUAUCGGUGAUAUUGUUUGGGCUCAAAUUGGUAAAUUUCCUUACUGGCCGAGUUUGAUUUCAGAAGAUCCAGUAACGUGCAAUUUUAAAAAUAUAAUGAAGAAUAGGUGUGCGUAUCACGUUAAAUUUUUCGGCGAUAAAGGAAAACGUGCUUGGAUAAAUAGUAAAAAAUUAAUAGAAUACAAAAACAGAGAUGACUUGAAAACUUACUACGAAAAUCUUAAGAACUGUAAAAGUGCUGUGGAACUUCAAGGAUAUAUAAUCAAAGGAUACAUCGUAGAAAGAUGGACAAAAGCAGUGGACGAAGUCGAAUUUGUAAAAUCACAAAAUUUCACAUUCGAACAAAUGAUAAAUUACAUGGACGAAGAAUCUAAUCAAGAGGUGGACGAAAGGAAAACUUCAACUAUGAAGAAAGGAAAAAAACGUAAACAAUCGCUUGGUUUGGAAGAGUUAGAGGAUCUCGAUGGUUUAGAAAAUAAAAAAAUUAAAUUAGAAGUUGAAGAUUCUGUUCCGAAACAGCGCCAAAAGAAGUCGAUACCAGAAUUGAAAUACGAACAUUCCUCCCCUGGGAAACUUAAUGAAGAAACAGAAGAUUUUAUAGUGAUAACAGACGAACAAUCUGAAGAGAAAUAUAAAAUAAAUUCGGAGACAUUCAAUAAUUUCGGAUCUUACACUUUGGAAGAACAAAGGUCGUUAUUCAAGAGGAAUAACCUGUUUAAAGGUAUACCGAAGGAAAAAGUUUGUCAGUACUGCUUCGAAUUCGGGGAAGUUUUGAAAUGUAAAGGCGGUUGCAACGGGAUUUAUCAUCCCCAUUGUGCAACGGAAGUUUCUAAACAUCAGACGAGGAAGAAACCAGGCAGGUCUCCCAAGAUUGAUACUACAGAAAAAGUGGAAACUAUCAAAAUAGAAAAAAUUGAAUCUCCAAGUUCACCGGGAAAUCAAUUGGAUGCGGGCAAUAAUCAUGUUGAAAUAGUAACAAUACCUUCUAGAAUAUACAAUACCCCACCAAGAAAAACUUUUCCUCCCGAUUUCGCUAAUAUGACAUUAAGCGAAAGAAUCGAUUUCAAAAUGAAAGAAAUCAUGAAAAAAUUCGAAUCGACAUCGUACGCGGAAGAUUUCAACGAAUCCUCAUCGGAUGAAAACAACAAAUCCUCGAUUCGUGAUAGUUUUCCACAAGAAAAUAUUGAUUCGGACAAUAAUUUACGGGAUGAUACAAAGAUAAAACCCAUCGAGCACGUCACCGCCGAUUCUGACAAUAAAUCGAAUAUCGAAUGUAUAAAAAGCGAAACGGAUUCUCCCAUAAAACACAUAACCGCCGAUUCCGAAUAUACCGACGAAGUUAAAUUGAAAAAAAAUCGAUCCAAAUCAAAAAUAACCAAACAUAUAACCGCCGAUAGUCAAGAUACGUUUAUCGAUCCCAAGAAUUUCAAAUGCGGAUUCUGCGCGCAAGAUUUGGAUCCAUAUUGUUUCAUCUGUAACGAAACGUCGUCCAAACGAGGCUCCUACAUAAGACAAAAAUGUUCCCUGUACCAAUGCAACCGGUUCUAUCAUCCGGAAUGUUUGAAAUUGUGGCCGCAGACUCAAUGGUCGGUGAUACAGACGACGAAAAAUCGUUAUUCCCAAGAAGAAGUCGAUAGUUUCGUGUGUCCGCAACACGUGUGUCACACGUGCGCCUCGGACGAUCCGCGCGCCGCCUUAUCCAGAUGUUCCUGGGAUAAAAUAGUGAAGUGUCUAUGUUGUCCUGCGAGUUAUCAUUCGAGUAAUUUGUGCGUUCCGGCCGGUACCGAAAUCAUAACUUCCACGCAAAUUAUUUGUCCCAGACAUAGGAAUAAAUAUGCCAAACCGUAUACCAUUAAUACUACUUGGUGUCUCUUGUGCAACCAAGGGGGUAAAUUGAUCUGUUGCGAAACUUGUCCCACUAGCGUACAUCCGGAAUGUAUGACCGUCAAUUUAACAGACGACGACAAAUUCAUCUGCGAAGAUUGCGAAUCCGGAAGGUUACCCUUAUACGACGAAGUCGUAUGGGUAAAACUGGGCUAUUUCAAAUGGUGGCCCGCCCUAAUUAUUUUUCCCAACGAAGUUCCCCCCAACGUCCUCAACGCUAAACACGGCCUCGGCGAAUUCGUCGUCAAAUUUUUCGGCACUUACAACUAUUACUGGAUAAACCGAGGCAGGGCAUUCCUAUUUCAAGAAGGCGACAACGCCGAUACGGGCCCCGGUAAUAAAAAAAAAGUGGAAGCAGCUUUCCGGAGGGCCGUAGAAGAAGCUGUAGUUGCGCAUAAAAUGAAAAAACAGUUUAAACUUACACAAUCAGCCGAAUCGGUGAAUUCGAUGAAACCACCUCCUUACAUAAAAAUAAAAGUCAGUAAACCCGUAGGAAAUGUCCGAUUCAUGGAUUUGGAUCUUAGUAAUACGACUGCUUGUGAUUGUAAUCCGAGCCAACCGAAUCCUUGUGGACCGGACACCAACUGUCUUAACAGAUUACUUUUGACGGAGUGCAAUCCCGAAGUAUGUCCGGCUGGUAAACUGUGUAAUAAUCAGUCGUUCGAAAAACGAGAAUACCCUCUAUUGGUACCGUACAAGACCGAAACAAGGGGAUGGGGGUUGAAAACGUUAGAACCGCUUAAAAAAGGACAAUUCGUGAUCGAAUACGUAGGAGAACUUAUCGACGACGAAGAAUACCAACGAAGAAUAUUAAAAAUGCACGCGCAAAAAGAAGAAAAUUUUUAUUUUUUGACUAUACAUAAAGAUAGGAUGAUUGACGCAGGACCGAAAGGUAAUAUGGCGAGAUUUAUGAACCAUUGUUGUCAACCGAAUUGCGAAACGCAGAAAUGGACGGUGAACGGCGAUACGAGGGUCGGUCUAUUUGCUACCACUGAUAUACCCGCCAAUACCGAAUUAACUUUUAAUUACAAUUUGGAAUGUACCGGUACCGAAAAGAAAGUCUGUAAAUGCGGAGCACCUAAUUGUAGUGGAUUUAUAGGAGUUAAAGUAAAAAAUGAAUCUGCGGAAACUAAGAAACCAAAAAAAGAAAGGAAGAAAAAAGAACCGGAAAAACCAUUGGUACUACCACCAUGUUAUCUUUGUGAAAAGCGAGGAAAAGUCAGUUUAUGUAAUAACAAAAUUUGUAAUAAAGCUUACCAUUUAUCUUGUUUGAAAUUAGAAGUUCCCGAGGGUAAAAAAUUUAUAUGCCCUUGGCAUUAUUGUAACGUAUGUUCAAAGAGGACAAUCAGGUGUUGCGUUAAAUGUUUAAAUUCGUUCUGUCCAUCACAUUCCGAAGGAAACGUUCGUUACGAUAAAUUAUUUGGUUUUGUAUGCAGCAAACACGAUUCGAUGAACGUCGAAGAUCGAAGUAAUACUGUGAAGAGAAAAAGAAAUCAUCCGAUAACAGACGAAGAUGUUGUUACUUCAACGACUGAUGAUAAUGACGACGACGUUUCGUUGCUUCAACGGAUGAAACAAUCGAAGAAAAAUAAAGUCGAAGAGGGAAAUAACGAUUCCGUGAUUAGAGAGACACGUAAUGAGACAGUUUCAAGUGCGACAGAAACGGAUUUUGAGGUGAAGUUUAAAUUGAAAAGGAAGAAAAAACAUUGAGGGAUAAAAGACUCGAAAAAAUUACUGCCAAUAGUGUUUCUCAUGUGUAAUAUUUGUAAUUUUGGUAUAUUUUAGUUACUUUUUUUAAUGUUACUUUAUAAUGAAUUCGUAUCUUUUUUGUCAUUAGAAGUAUAUAUAUAUUUAUUGGUAUUAAAUUAAAUGUCAGAAAAUAAAUAGAUUUUUAUUAAUUCCAUUUUUUUUUAUUAUUCUACCUAUGUACAGAAUUUAUUGGAACAACCAGAGGGGUUUUUGAGGUCGUAAUAUUUUUUAUUAGA